CAGCAGAGAGGCCCGAUGCCGAUGCCUGCAGAGCCGCCCCAGAGCCCGCCCGGCCAUGACCAUCGCCGCCCUGCGCCGUCUGCAGAUGCCCGGCCUGGCCAAGAUGGAGCGCGUGAUCGUAAGCAUGCAGGAUCCCGACAUGGGCAUCAAGAUGAGAAACCAGCGCCUGCUGAUAACGGUGAUCCCACACGCCAUGACCGGUAACGACAUCGUGGAGUGGCUCAUCCAGAAGUACGCCAUCUCUGAGGAGGAGUCCCUGCACCUUGGCAACCUCCUUGUGAAGCACGGCUACAUCUACCCCCUGAAGGACCCCCGCAGCCUGGUGCUCCGGGCCGAUGACUCCCCCUACAGAUUCCAGACUCCUUAUUUCUGGACAAGCUCCAAGUGGCCAGCCACAGAGCUGGAUUACGCAAUCUACCUGGCAAAGAAGAACAUCCGCAAGCAGGGCGACCUGAUAGACCACGAGAAGGAUAACUACAACCUGCUGCACAAGAGGAUCAACCAUACCUGGGAUUUUGUGGUGAUGCAGGCGCGGGAGCAGCUCCGGGCAGCCAAGCAGCGACGGAAAGGGGAUCGUAUUGUCAUAGACUGCCAGGAGCAGGCCUACUGGCUGGUCAACAGGCCCCCGCCAGGAGCCCUGAACGUGAUGGAGCAUGGGCCAGAGCGGAGGAAUUGCCACAUCAGCCGGGUGCAGCUGCCCGAGAACACGGAUUACUACAAGCGGGAGAUCGAGUGCUGCCGAAAGGCCAUGGGCAGGACCCGCGUGAAGUCCUCCAUUUGCCUGGAGGGGUACAUCAAAUUCAACGAGCAGUACGUGCCCCACGAUCCCAUCAUGUCUGGCUGCCUGCCCAGUAACCCCUGGAUCACGGACGACACCACGUACUGGGCCAUGAACGCCCCCACGGUGACGACACCGACCAAGCUGCGCGUGGAGCGCUGGGGCUUCAGCUUCAGCGAGCUGCUGGGCGACACGCUGGGCCGCAGGCAGCUGUUGGAGUUCCUCAAGAAGGAGUUCAGUGCUGAGAACUUGAGCUUCUGGGAGGCGUGUGAGGAGCUGCGCUACGGGGAGCAGGUCCGCAUUGCCGAUAUCGUGGACUCCAUCUAUCAGCAGUUCCUGGCCCCCGGCGCUACCCGCUGGGUGAACAUCGACAGCAAGACCAUGGAGAGGACCCUGGAGGGCAUCAAGACGCCGCAUCGCUACGUGAUGGACGAUGCCCAGAUGCAUAUCUACAUGCUGAUGAAGAAGGACUCGUACCCACGCUUCCUCAAGUCGGAGCUGUACCGCAGCCUGCUGGCAGAGGCCGUCGUGCCCCCGGAGACCAAGAAACGGGUUUUCCCAUUCAUGAGGAAGCAGCGUCACUCCAGCCCGAGCCCGGCACUGCUGCUGCCCACGGGGGAGCCUGAGGCGAAAGUCGAGGAUCAGAGCAAGGCGGUUGCUGUCCCCAUGGAGAGCUAGGAUCCCGUCACCUGCUCCCUACUCCCACCUGCCCCAGGCUGAGUGUUCUGCACUGACGGGAGCAGGGGCUCGAUGAAGUGGGGCAGCAACUGCUGGGCCCCAUGGGACACCUGUUUCUCCCCCAGCCUGGCCCACCAUUGUGGUAUCAGGCCCCCCAGACAGGGUGUUCUGGAGGCAACGACGCAUCUCUGCCCUGCCCCACCCAGGCAGUGCCAGGGCAGCGUGGGCCAGCCGGGGGGUCUGUUCUCAUUCAACGGCUGCAGUUGGCUAGUUGGUUAAGGAGGGCGACUGCCCUGGGCUGGGCCCUGUGGGGGAGCGGCAGAGAUGGGGCGGCCAGCUACAUGCAGGGCGGGCUCUCACCCACUGGCAUGAAUGCAAUCCCAGGCUCGCUGGCAGGGGCAGACCCAGCCUGCAGCACCCCCUGGGCCCCACACGUCAUCAGGCACAGGGAGAUGGGCUCAGAUACCAGUGCAGAGCAGCUCAGUCUCCAGGUCUCCCCCGCACCUCCUCCCACAGGGCAGCCGCAGCCCUUGACACUAAAGGAUAAAGCCAUAUGCCCCAGGAGGCCAUGUGCCCAGCCCUAUGGUGCGCCCCGCACGGCACCACUGGGGCAGCUCCUGCUCCCUUUGCCUUAGCUCUUAGAGUGACCCCCAGCUCCCGGCCCCCGGCAGUUCUGUGGGGCGAGUGGCUGCAACGGGCCAAGACACACAUGGUCUGACUCCCCUCACUGAGCUGCCCACUCCUGGCUGGGCCAGGCUGGCGGGGGGGGGAAGGGGCGUGCUCGCUGGCACAUGAAUACCAGGGGCUUGGGGCAAUGAUGGGCGGGGCAGAGCCUGCCCCAUGGCACAGCCCAAGAUCUCUGUACCAGCCCUGGGUUCAAGGCUGAGCACAGCCCCUCCCUGAGGGUCACCCCUUCUCUGCACCCCGACCCCCCCAGGAGCACCCUGCUCUGGUGCUGCCCUCCCCCCGCCCAGCUGUCCUGCACUGAGCAAAGACACUAAUAAAGGACAACUCAUGGGCAA
This is a messenger RNA of Trachemys scripta elegans, 2478 nucleotides long. It is a transcript of the gene RGS11, whose product is annotated as regulator of G protein signaling 11. Gene Ontology annotation, biological process: G protein-coupled receptor signaling pathway; regulation of G protein-coupled receptor signaling pathway; intracellular signal transduction. Bases 56 to 1456 code for a protein of 466 amino acids. The record is from RefSeq and is a predicted model, not a curated record. The transcript has 17 exons. NCBI's taxonomy places the organism in Eukaryota, Metazoa, Chordata, Testudines, Emydidae.